Molecule: messenger RNA, 904 nt
Organism: Heterotrigona itama
Lineage: Eukaryota; Metazoa; Arthropoda; Insecta; Hymenoptera; Apidae
Source: the annotation of a GenBank genome assembly
AUGCCUGCGAUACAUGUUUCACCUCGUUUUCGUUGCGUAAACGUAUAAUCUGCCGUGCCACGGAUCCACGUGUACUGAUUCUCGUGAUGUAAUAGAUCCGAUCCAUUGAUCGAAUAACGUGGGCCGUUCAAACUCUGUCGUUCGUGUUUCGAAUCAAAUCUAAAAUAUUGUUAAUUUCCUUCUAAGGGACACGGCUAUUGCUGAUAAAUAAUUAUUAAGUAAAAAGAAAAAAAAAAAAAAAAUUCCAUCAGUUUCAGCAGGAGACACUCGGAGGGACGUUGAACAUAAUUAAUGAAAUCGCACGCUUCAGGCAUUUACUGGCGGGUUCACAUCAUAGGAUUAGUUACAUAAUUUCCAAUUGUGCUCUCUAUGCGAUUACGUAACUGUAUUGACUCUGUGAAACACAUAAGAGAUAACCUGUAAUAAUCUUCAUCGUAAUUUCUCCGCGAGAUGCUCUUCCUUGCGCACGCAAUGUAUUUUUUUUUUUUCUUUCGUGGCGUCCGACCUUCUGCGAAUCGAAGAAAAGAAAUUUACGAACUUGGCCAUCUUGUUAUCGUGAUGUGUAAUAAAACUUCGAAAUGAAAUUCAACAAUAUUCUGCUAAAUGAUUUUUGGUCGGGGCAUUUAAAGGAGAAGUGAAUAAUCUUACUUGUUACACGAUCCUCGAGCAAAUUCAAAAUGUUCCUCAUAUUGGUUUUGCGCGUCUGAUGUGUAUUCCGGUGAAAACUCGGAUGGUUGCCAAAACUAAAGGGAAAAAUGUAGUUGCUUUCUUGACGCCUAGACGCGAAGAUUUCGGCGUUUUGGAUCUGAAAAUAGGGCAGGUAAGGCUGUUAGAUUUUUCUAGGUCAGAUUGUUACGGAUUGUAUGUGAAACACGACCGGAGUUCGUUAUGUCUGGCCUCUUAA